Molecule: messenger RNA, 702 nt
Organism: Adineta ricciae
Lineage: Eukaryota; Metazoa; Rotifera; Eurotatoria; Adinetida; Adinetidae
Source: the annotation of a GenBank genome assembly
AUGGUCGAAGAAGUCGUUUCGAAACUUCUCGAUGAAUUAAUUGAAGAAAUCGAUACAAUUCAUCAAUGUGAUGAUUGUUCAAUCAUUGAUGAAUCUGUGAAACGACAAAGAAAAUCUCAACAAACAACUGAUUCGACUGUGAUUUUGUAUUUAUGUGAUAAUUGUGAAGAAAAACGUCAUUUGGAUGCACAAAAAGUUUUACAAGAUUUAGAAUCUUUAGCAUUGGAAGUUGAACAAAGAUUAAAAGCGAUUGAAAAUACUGAAAGAGAAUUAGAUCAAUGGAGAGACGCACAAUUACAGAAAAAUCGAGAAUUUUGGGAUGAAUAUCGUCGACAAGUAGAAAACUUUUCAUCAUGUCGCAUUCGAACAUUACAAUAUGAAUAUACAAUGAGACAAUUGAAAACCGAUCGAAUUAUGAAACGAUUGAAACGAGCGAAAUAUAUUGGAGAACAUAUUAAUGAAUUCUAUGACAAAUUAACGGACUUCUUUUCGUCAGAUUUUCUUCAAUUGAUUUCAUCAGAACAAUUUCAAAAUCAAUUCGCAUUGUUUUUAUCGAAUAAUGAAGAAAAUACGAGUUAUGAACAACGAAAAGAAUUUCUCGAUCAACUUGAACAAUUGUCAUGUUUAGAUCAAAUUCUCAUUCCAGGUGAUCAAUUUGGAAUUGAUGAUGAAAUAAAAGAUGAUUUUGAUGAAGCAAAUUAA